Messenger RNA from Cottoperca gobio, 2458 nucleotides. RefSeq names its product keratin 99 (gene krt99). The record is from RefSeq and is a predicted model, not a curated record. Bases 1 to 1368 code for a protein of 455 amino acids. Lineage: Eukaryota; Metazoa; Chordata; Actinopteri; Perciformes; Bovichtidae. Gene Ontology annotation, molecular function: structural molecule activity. The transcript has 9 exons. Gene Ontology annotation, cellular component: cytoskeleton.
AUGUCUGUCUCUAUCAGCCGCCAAAGCAGCAAAAGCUACAGCGCCCGCAGCAUGUCCAGCAGCAGCAGCAGUAGCGCCCUCGGGCUCGGCAGAGGGAUGCAGCAGCGGGCCCGAGGCAGCCAGGCCUUCCUCGUCUCCACCGGCGGGUCCUUGAUCAAGGGCCGCGCCCCCAGCGUGUACGGGGGCGCGGGGGGUUAUGGGACCCGCAUCUCCCAGUCAACCUUCUCCUCCGGGUCGCUGGACUCGUACGGUGAGAACGCAAUGAUCACCAACGAGAAAGGGACCAUGCAGAACCUCAACGACCGCCUGGCCUCCUACCUGGAGAAGGUGCGCUUCCUGGAGUCAUCCAACAGGAAGCUGGAGCUGCAGAUCAAAGAGUUCUAUGAGAAGAGAGCUCCUACUGUUUCCAGAGACUUGGUCGGCUACUUCGCCACCAUCGCUGAUCUCCGAGCUCAGAUCAUGAAGAGAUAUUCAGACAAUCAACGCAUCGUCCUGCAGAUUGACAAUGCUCAACUGGCUGCAGACGACUUUAAAAUGAAGUAUGAGAUGGAGCUGAACCUUCAUAUGAUGGUGGAGUCCGACGUGAUGCGUCUCCGAGGGGUCCGGGACAACCUGACCCUCGGCAUCAGUGACAUGGAGUUGCAGAUAGAAAGUCUGAAAGAGGAGCUGGUGUACAUGAAGAGCAGCCACGACGAGGAGUUGCAUCGGAUGAGGAUCCAGCAGACUGGCGACAUUAAUGUGGAGGUGGACAGUCCACAGUCUGUGAAUAUGGAGCUGGUGCUGCAGGAGAUGAGGGAGCAGUAUGAGUCCGUGGUGGUGAAGAACAAUCAGGAGCUCGAGAAAUGGUUCCAAACUAAGGUGGACAAUCUCCAGGUGCAAAUCUUAUCAUCUUCAACAGAGUCAAAUACAUUUUACACUGAACUGUCCGAGCUGAAGAGGACCUACCAGAGUUUGGAGAUCAGUCGGGACAGCGUGCAGGCAGAGAUCCAGUGUCUGCAGAAGAAUAUGGAAGAAGUGAACAGUCGAUACAGCGUUCAGCUCAGCCAGCUGCAGAUGACCAUCAACACGAUGGAGAUCGAGCUGCAGCAGCUGCGAGUGUCCAUCGAGCAGCAGCAGGUCGAGUACCAGAUGCUGCUGGACAUCAAGAUGAGGCUGGAGCUGGAGAUCGCUGAGUACCGGAGGCUGCUGGACGGGGAGCUGCAUGAGAGGAAGAUAAUUGAAAAGAAGGCCGUGGUCAUCAGCAAGGUUGUGGUAGUGGAAGAGCAAAAACCCCACAUCGAGAGGAGAGUAAGGACCAUCGUGGAGGAGAUCGUCGAUGGGAAGGUGGUGUCCUCCAGUGUUGACACCCAAGUGGAGGACAUUCAGUAACACCUCUGCUGCCACUAAAGUAACAUUUUCACAUUGAUCUGGCCCCUAAAUGUUAUUAAUGAACUCCAGCUUAAUGAAUAAUUUAGUAGAGUCAGCUGUUAACUUGUAAUUUCUAGUUGGCUUUAUACCAGGUAUAGUUCCCAAACAGCACUUUUGUCUUUGAAGGGGGUUACUUUGGCCUUUUCUUUCUUUUCUUUUGAUUGCAUUUAUACAGCAAGGUUGCAGCAAGUGAUGAUCUUUCCCUGACGGAUGCUCACCCUGAUAAGUAGUGGUGGAAGAAGUACUCCGAUCUUUUACUGGAGUAAAUUAAGCCAUACCACAGUGUAGAAAUACUCUGUUACUAGUAGAAGUCCUGCAUUCAAAAUUGUACUAAAGUAAAAAAGUAAGUAAGUGCUCAUUCUCCAUAAUGCCCCAUUUCUAUUCCAGUUUUGUUGAAUUAUAAUUAUUGAUGCAUUAAUGUGUUCAUCACUUUAAUGUUGCAGCAGGUAAAGGUGGAGUUCUUUUAUUUUUUACUAUUUAUACUGACGGUAGCUCAUGAAUUUCACCAAGGGAUCAAUGAAGUUUAUCUUAACCUAAAAUAAUACAUGAUAAACUAUUAGUUCAUUAUAUUUUGUAUUAAUAAGCAGAAUCUUGAAAGUAAUUAAAGUUAUCAAAUAAAUUUAGUGGAGUAAAAAUGACAUUAUUUGCCUAUUAGGGAUGUGGUGGAGUAGAAGAAUACAUUUGCAGGAAAUAGAAAUACUCUAAUAAAUAACAAUUACCGCUGAGUAUGACACCAAAACAUGAUUAAAAAGACAGAAAGCAAAGAUAUUUUUUUUUAUUCUUAAUCUCAAAUGUGUAUUAUGAUUAGAAAGGUGCAUUAUAGUUUAGACAUUGAUUUUUCAUUGGCAGAAUUCUACUUUUUUCAACAUCCAAAUAACACAGAAGUUGUAAAAAAAGUUUUUUGUUGUCUCGGUUUAAGUUUAGUUUCUCCUGUAUUUUCCAUGUGUGGAUAUUCUGCUUAAAAUAACAACAAUACACCAAAAUAAAGAAACAUCUUACAUUGAUUCUAAGUGAAAAUGUUGAGUGUGUAAUUUCAUUCAUAACCACCAGG